Quercus robur (English oak) is the source of this 2184-nucleotide messenger RNA. RefSeq lists its product as uncharacterized. Lineage: Eukaryota; Viridiplantae; Streptophyta; Magnoliopsida; Fagales; Fagaceae. The record is from RefSeq and is a predicted model, not a curated record. The coding region runs from base 129 to 1880 and encodes 583 amino acids. The transcript has 18 exons.
UCGUUAACGUGUCGAGUUGUUGUACGCAUACAACUUCAGCUUCAAAUGAUAAACUGAGUCCAGAGGAAAGUGUGGGAAACUCGUUAAAAGAAAGAGUGGAAUUGCUUUGGACAAUAAUUUUAGAACUCAUGGUGUUGCUUCACCUUGGAUUCAUUAAUGGGGUCUCUCAGUGUCCAUUAGUGUCUCCAUUGGUUCAAAGACGAAGCCACAAAGCUUCAAGACACCUGAGAUUCAUAGCACAAUCUAUUCCCUCCAGAACCCAGAGGAUAAUGGAGGGUAUUUCAGUGAGUGGUGAAGUUGGUGGUGCUGGUGGGGCAUACUCAUAUAAUGCCUUAAAAAGGUUGGACCAGCUUUGGUCUGGUAUUUGCUCUGCUCAAACAGUUGUGCAAGAACCCCAGCAAAUUGUUUCGAGUAUUCGUGGUAUAUUUGAUUCAGAUGACAAAGCAGUAGAUACAUUUGAUGUAUUAGUUUGUGGAGGCACUUUGGGAAUCUUCAUUGCCACAGCCUUGAGUUCCAAAGGUCUUCGAGUAGGCAUUGUGGAAAGAAAUAUUCUAAAAGGGAGGGAACAAGAAUGGAAUAUCUCGAGGAAGGAGCUCUUUGAGCUUGUAGAAGCUGGAGUUCUUGUAGAGGAAGACAUUGAAGAAGCUACUGCCAUGAAAUUUAAUCCUAACAGAUGUGGAUUUGAGGGAAAAGGUGAGAUCUGGGUUGAAGACAUUCUUAAUCUUGGUGUCUCACCUGCAAAGCUUAUAGAGAUUGUGAAGAAACGUUUUAUUUCCCUUGGUGGAGUCAUAUUUGAAGGUUACAGUGUCUCUAGUAUUUGCAUAUACGAGGAUGCAGCAGUUUUGCAACUUGCAGAAGGAGACAUUUUGUCAUCUCGUCUCAUCAUUGAUGCAAUGGGGAACUUUUCCCCUGUGGUAAAACAGAUAAGAUGUGGAAGGAAGCCAGAUGGUGUGUGCCUUGUUGUUGGAUCUUGUGCUCGUGGUUUUAAGGAUAACUCUACUAGUGAUGUCAUAUAUAGUAGUUCAUCAGUGAAGAAGGUUGGAACCUCAGAAGCUCAAUACUUCUGGGAGGCAUUUCCUGCUGGCUCUGGUCCCAUGGAUCGUACUACCUAUAUGUUCACAUAUGUUAAUCCUCAACCAGGAUCCCCAAAAUUGGAAGAACUAUUAGAAGAAUAUUGGGAUCUAAUGCCACAUUAUCAGGGAGUCUCUCUUGAGAAUCUGGAGAUAUUGAGAGUUAUAUAUGGCAUUUUCCCUACGUAUCGUGACAGCCCAUUGCCAGCAGCUUUUAAUCGUGUUUUACAGUUUGGUGAUGCUAGUGGCAUACAAUCACCAGUUUCAUUUGGUGGCUUUGGGAGCUUGACUAGGCACCUUCAGAGGCUGGUUACAGGAAUAUACGAAGCAAUCAAUGAAGAUUUUCUUGACUCUUACAACUUAUCCCUGCUGAAUCCAUACAUGCCCAACUUAAGUGCUUCAUGGUUGUUUCAAAGAGCAAUGUCAGCUAGACAACAGUCUAAUGUCUCACCAGAUUUUAUUACCGAGCUCCUUUAUGUUAAUUUUCAGAGUAUGCAGAGGCUAGGUGAUCCAGUUCUAAGACCAUUUCUUCAGGAUGUUGUACAGUUCGUGCCUCUUGCCAAGACAUUAGGCCUAGUCAUGUUAACUAAACCUCAACUUCUUCCAUCAAUAUUCAAGCAGGUUGGUAUUCCUGUGCUUCUUGACUGGUCUGGACAUUUUUUUAUGCUGGGUUACUAUACAUUUCUGUCAACCUUUGCUGACCCUGUCAUAAGGCCAUUGCUAAGCUCUUUUCCAUCCAAGAUGAAGUAUGAGUGGAAGCGGCGCCUCGAGGCUUGGAAAUAUGGAGCUGGUUUAGAUUACAAGCGGUAAGGAGUCACCUAACAAUGACCGGAAUAGUGGUAGGGUAAUGAAGACAGAGGACUGGUCUACUUGGUUUACAAGUUCUUGGAUGGCAAAUUCAUUGAUUUUUACCAAUCUUGUCCUAAUUUGAUCUUGAGGGGUGGUUAGGCCUUGGAGAUCAGUUAAAGAUUUCGUAGUACUUCACGCAGACAUGGUUACAAAUUUUGGCAUUAUUGUCUGAUGAUAAUUCAUAUGCCUUUUAAUUGUGCAACAAAUUUCACUGAUAAUUUGUUAGUGGUAUAAAUUUAAGGCAAUUUUGUAUCCACAAACUCAA